UGCGGGAAACGGUGCUGAUCACUGAACACACACACAACAGCGUUUAUAACCGCCCGGCCUGAUUUAACUCCAGUAUAAAGGAUUUAUUUCCAUCAUGCCGUACGCUAACCAGCCCACGGUGAAGAUUACAGAGCUGACUGAUGAGAAUGUGAAGUUUGUGAUAGAGAACACCGACCUGGCUGUUGCCAAUUCCAUUCGGCGAGUUUUUAUGUCCGAGGUUCCAACCAUUGCAAUCGACUGGGUUCAGAUUGACGCCAAUUCUUCAGUUCUGCACGAUGAGUUUAUUGCACACAGAGUGGGGCUCAUACCGCUCACCAGUGAUGAUAUCGUAGACAAAAUGCAGUACUCGAGGGACUGUACGUGUGAUGAUUUCUGUCCUGAGUGCUCGGUUGAACUGACGCUGGAUGUAAGAUGUACAGAGGAUCAGACUCGUCAUGUGACGUCUCGGGAUCUGCUGUCUAACAACCCUCGAGUCAUUCCAGUGACCUCCAGAAGUCGAGAUAACGACCCCAACGAUUACGUGGAGCAGGAUGACAUUUUGCUGGUGAAGCUUAGGAAGGGCCAGGAGCUCAGACUCCGAGCCUACGCCAAGAAAGGCUUCGGCAAGGAACACGCCAAGUGGAACCCAACAGCCGGGGUGGCCUUUGAGUAUGACCCAGAUAAUGCACUGAGACACACUGUGUACCCCCGCCCUGAGGAAUGGCCGAAGAGUGAGUACUCUGAGCUAGAAGAAGAGGAAGUACAAGCUCCAUACGACCCCACCGGCAAACCAGAAAGGUUUUUCUAUAACGUGGAGUCGUGCGGGUCUUUGAGACCAGAGACGAUCGUGAUGUCGGCGCUUGCAGUGCUAAAGAAGAAACUAAGUGACCUGCAGACGCAGCUGAGCCAUGAGAUCCAGAGUGACGUCCUAACCAUCAACUAAACAUUGGAACAUAGUUCAGGUCUCCAGCAGUGUGUCUACAUUACUAGAGUUUUGUACAGUAGGGAGUUUUAUAUAUUUUUGUUCGAUGUGGGUGGUGGGGACUUUUCAAUUAAUUAAUAAAUAAUGUUUAAAAAAA
Molecule: messenger RNA, 1058 nt
Organism: Trichomycterus rosablanca
Lineage: Eukaryota; Metazoa; Chordata; Actinopteri; Siluriformes; Trichomycteridae
Gene: polr2c
Product: RNA polymerase II subunit C
Exons: 9
Coding region: 95-922 (275 amino acids)
Biological process (GO): DNA-templated transcription
Cellular component (GO): RNA polymerase II, core complex
Molecular function (GO): protein dimerization activity
Source: RefSeq, a predicted model, not a curated record